Molecule: messenger RNA, 889 nt
Organism: Papaver somniferum (opium poppy)
Lineage: Eukaryota; Viridiplantae; Streptophyta; Magnoliopsida; Ranunculales; Papaveraceae
Product: slit homolog 1 protein-like
Exons: 6
Coding region: 109-750 (213 amino acids)
Source: RefSeq, a predicted model, not a curated record
UGUUAACUAGUCCAUUCUUUAGCUAAUCUACUUUACACUGAUCAUCUUUUCUUUACAAAAAUAUUUCCCUAGAUAUCUUUAAUCCUUAAUUAAAGCUAAGCAAUAGACAUGGGCAGUUACAAAUUCACAAUUCUUCUUCCUUUCUUCAUCGUGUUCAUUGUUUUGAAUUCCAGACUUGGUAAUUCUCAGUUACCACCAGGCCUUUUUCCAGAUCCGUGCAACCAUGUAAAUUGUGUACAAGGAAAAUGUAGAUCAAAUGAUACAAUCAUACCUGUUUGUCAUUGUAAUCCUGGUUGGAAGAACCUUCAAAUUGCCAAUAUUACAAUCCCUCUAUGCAUCAUUCCUGAUUGCACAUUUGAUCUUGAUUGCGGUGGCACAUCUCUUCCUCCUCCAUCACCUUCUCUAAGUGCUUGUUUAUGGUGUGGAUAUGGAACUUGUGUUAAAGAUGGAGAUGCAAAUGUUUGUAAGUGCGAUCAAGGGUCAGCUAAUCUCUUUAACAAGAAAGACAUGCCUUGUUUUAAAGAAUGUUCCUUGGGAGCAGAUUGUAUCAACCUUGGAUUUGAUUUCGGCUCACCACCAGCACCAGGGACAGAAAAUGGUACGUCACCACCUCCUCCAAGUUCCACUUCUUUUGGACUAAACAAAACUGGACAAGGAUCAGGGUCAGCUCAGGAUGCACCAAGUUCCUCAGGAGCUCGUCAAACACUAACGAUGCUCGUUGUGGUUGGGACAUUUCUUUCAUGGUUCUAGAGAAUGCAGAAGAAGUGAAAGAAACAAAAGCUUAUAACAUGAGAAAUGAGAAUACACCGAGGAAAUUCAUUUUCAUUAGUACAAAAAGAGAGAAUUGUUUUUUUAGUAGUAAUAUCGAUCUUCUGAAUUCGCAUUCGCA